Messenger RNA from Mangifera indica (mango), 1269 nucleotides. Its product is annotated as tetra-peptide repeat homeobox protein 1-like. Lineage: Eukaryota; Viridiplantae; Streptophyta; Magnoliopsida; Sapindales; Anacardiaceae. The coding region runs from base 71 to 1090 and encodes 339 amino acids. The transcript has 2 exons. The record is from RefSeq and is a predicted model, not a curated record. Gene Ontology annotation, cellular component: plasma membrane. Gene Ontology annotation, molecular function: electron transfer activity.
UAUAUGUGCGCCCAAGCACACCGUUCUUGUCUCUCAUACAUUCACUUUGGUUGAUAAAACUCGAUUAGUGAUGGCUUUUGCAAUCAGGAAUGUGGUAGCUCUCUUGAUGAUCAAAACUCUUUGUCAAGCCACUUUCGCCGUUGUUUACGAAGUCGGAGACUCUGCAGGCUGGACUCUGCCGAUUUGGGGGAAUGUUGAUUAUGACAAAUGGGCUUCCUCUAAGAAGUUCCAUGUUGGAGAUGUUCUUGUAUUCAAAUACACCAGGCUACUUUAUGACGUGAAACAAGUAACGAAGGAACAUUUCAAGGCUUGCCAUGCAAAAUAUCCCAUCGCUACUUACACCAGUGGCUACGACAAUGUCACCCUCGAAACACAUGGAGACAUGUAUUUCGUGUCUGGUGCUCCUGGUCACUGUCAUUUUGGUCAAAAGCUUCACGUCAUCGUCAACCAAAUCUCAGGCGUUAACCCUAUCCUAGGCAUCAACCCGAUUGUUAAACGAACCCUAAUCCCAAGCGUCAACCCAAUCCUAAGUGUCAACCCGAACCCAACCAUCAACCCAAUCCCAGUGGUCAAUCCCAUCCAAGGUGUCAACCCGAUCCCAGGCGUCAAUCCCAUUCCAGGUGUCAACCCAAUCUCAGGGGUCAACCCAAUCCCAGGCGUCAACCCGAUCCCAGUUGUUAAACCAAUCCCAGUCCGAGGUCUCAACCCGAUCCCAACCAUCAACCCAAUCCCAGACGUUAACCCAAUCCCAAUAGUUAAACCAAUCCCAAUCCCUGUUGUCAAUCCAAUUCCAGACGUCAACCCGAUCCCAGUAGUUAAACCAAUCCCAAUCGCAGGUGUCAACCCGAUUCCAGACGUUAAUCCAAUCCCAGCCGUCAACCCAAUCCCAAUUGUUAAACCAAUCCCAGUCCCGGCCGUCAACCCAAUCCCAGAUGUCAAUCCAAUCCCAGCCGUCAACCCAAUCCCAACCGUCAAUCCGAUCCCAGUUGUUAACCCAAUUCCAAUCAUUAAACCAAUUCCAAUCGUCACACCAAUUGUUGUUCCCCCAGUUUACAUAAUUAGUCCAGCACCAGCUCCUGCUUAUAGUUAAUGUUUCAUCGCCAUGAAGCUGCAACCUCUCCGGCCUAGAAACAGUGCUCCAUCUCUUCCAUUGCGCAAACUCUGGAGGUCAUCCUUGUAAUUAAUCAGAAUAUAAAUAAAUCUCUAAAACAUAUUUAAAUUAUGAAUCAUCAGUACUAUUUUUGCUUGUAAUUCCACCUUUCUGUCUUA